AUGAUUGAAGUAGCCCAUGAGUUUGAUGAGGAAAUGUCAAGUAUCAGGUUAAUGACCUGCGAAAAUUGCAAACGCUGCUAUCCUGAUAUAAUAAAUGCUGGAUUCGACUUUUGUACAAUUUGUUCGGAUCCAAAUAAACUAUCAAGAUUUACAUCAGCGAAUUUUAUGGAUCCAGGAGAAGUACCUCAGGAGCUCGUAGGACUAACAUACAUUGAGCAAAUGCUCAUCGCCCGAAUACACCCUGUCGUCUCGUUAUACAAAAUCAGAGGAGCUCAAUAUGCGUACACUGGAAAUGUGAUAAAUUUUCGUCAGGACAUAUCACGUCUUGCAAAAGAUUUGCCCCACAGGCCUUCAGAUCUUCCAUCAACGAUUGUUUUUAAUCGUGAUACAUCAAGAGGUUUCGUUAAAUUUCGGGCAUCAGCAAGUAAAUUACGCACAGCUCUUAUUUGGUUAAAAGCCAACAAUCCAUUUUACGCAGACAUUACCAUCAGUGAAAACAAUUUGUCAGUGAUUCCUGAAAAUGGCGACAUAAGUGGCCAGUUAGCUCAACUUACGGUGGAUAGUACAAUUCCUGAAAAUAGCGACAUAAGUGGCCGGUUAGCUCAACUUACGGUCGAUAGUAUGGAACAAAAUGAUGAUAAUGAAGAAAGCAAUAUCGACGACAGCUAUAUAAGACUACUUCAUCAUUUAGACCAGGAAGCUGUUUUAAACCGUGAGAUCCACAUGAGGUAUCCAAGUACAGAAAGUGAGCCAAUUAACGAAUUUCCAACAGAAGGCUAUGUCAUUAUAGCUUUUCCGACACUGUUUCCAUAUGGCACAUGUGAUCUACUUAAUCCUAACAGACGCGAAGUAUCCUUCGAUUGUUAUUUUAAGUAUUUAAUGCUUUAUAAGGACGGCCGCUUUGCCAAAGAUGCACGAUUUAGAUUUUUUGCAAUGAAUACGGUUCUUAGAAGGUUCGCUAUUCAGCGGUCAAAUAUAUUCAUCCGCAACCAUGGAUUAGGGCGCUUAUCACUUUCUGACAUAAGACAAAGGGUUCGAAACAAUCCAGCUUUUUUAAAUCAAAUCAUGGUCUAUUGCUCCAGUCUUCGCUCAACAAAACCAUAUUGGCGAUUGAGAUUCUCUGAACUUUCAGCCAUGGUAAACCAAUUGGGUUUGCCAACGAUAUUUUUUACUCUUUCUGCUGCCGAUUAUCAUUGGCCAGAUUUGUUUUCUUUGCUUGCACCUGGCACGGAUCCAGCGUCUUUAUCGGAGCGGCAGAGACGAGACCUAAUGCACGAGAACCCACUUCUGGUUGCGUAUUUUUUUCAGAGAAGCUGUGAUGUUUUUAUCAAAAAAGUCUUACGUCCGGUCUUUAAGGUAGCCGACUACUGGUCAAGAUUUCAGUGGCAGUGGAGAGGAAGUCCCCACAUCCACGGACUAUUAUGGCUUAAAGAUGCCCCAUCUAUUGACGAGAUGAGGUUAACUGAAAGUUUAGCGCUACGAAUUAAAGAGUAUUUUGACAACAAGGUCUUGGCAAUCAACCCUUUUAGGAGUUUACCCCCCGCAUCUGUUCAUCCAUCACGUAAACGCUUCUCAGAUAUUGAUAACGAAAAUUUAAACACUGAUUUAGGGCACCUGAUCAAUAAGUUUCAAAGACACACGCGAUGUGAUUGA
Megachile rotundata (alfalfa leafcutting bee) is the source of this 1653-nucleotide messenger RNA. RefSeq lists its product as uncharacterized. NCBI's taxonomy places the organism in Eukaryota, Metazoa, Arthropoda, Insecta, Hymenoptera, Megachilidae. The record is from RefSeq and is a predicted model, not a curated record.